Messenger RNA from Puntigrus tetrazona (Sumatra barb), 2372 nucleotides. It is a transcript of the gene pyroxd2, whose product is annotated as pyridine nucleotide-disulphide oxidoreductase domain 2. The transcript has 16 exons. The coding region runs from base 94 to 1830 and encodes 578 amino acids. The record is from RefSeq and is a predicted model, not a curated record. NCBI's taxonomy places the organism in Eukaryota, Metazoa, Chordata, Actinopteri, Cypriniformes, Cyprinidae. Gene Ontology annotation, molecular function: oxidoreductase activity.
CUUGGAGUUUUCACCAGGCCAGUAUAGGCUUACUGUACUGUGGGCGAAGCUGUGGAGUUUGAGCUUUGGGCUUGAGGGCUGUCAGGACUCGGCAUGGCCGCGGCUGUUAAAGCAGGGUUAUGGCAGAGAGGGGUUAUAUCAGUGUCACGGCGCAGCAGCCACAGCAGCACUGCCCUCAAACCUCAAUAUGACGCGGUUAUUAUCGGUGCAGGUCACAAUGGCCUUAUUGCUUCAGCAUAUCUGCAGAAGGGAGGCCUGAAAACAGCAGUCCUGGAACGCAGACAUGUGCUUGGAGGAGCAGCUGUAUCCGAAGAGAUCGUUCCAGGGUUCCACUUUUCCAGGGCCUCCUAUCUGCUCAGUUUACUGCGUCCACAAAUCUGCCAGGACCUGGAGCUCAAGAAACAUGGCCUCAAGGUGUACAUGAGGGACCCCUAUGCAUUCACCCCCAUGUUGGAGGAUGCUGUAAGAGGGCGACUACCGCGGUCUUUAACUCUUGGAGCUGACCUGGCAAAGACCCAGCAAGAGAUUAGCCAAUUCUCAGAAAAAGAUGCCAAGGUCUAUCCUGAAUUUUUAUCCUAUUUGGAAAGACUGGCCUGUGCCAUCCACCCUCUUUUAGAUUCUCCACCUGUUGACAUUCCAGGACUGACUCAGGGCUCUUUGGCAAAGAAAAUAUCUGCCCUGAGGAGCUUGAAACCUUUGGUGAAGUCUGGAUUGAAAUUAGGGAAGAAUAUACCAGAUUUCUAUGAACUUGUUACAGCUCCAGCUAUGAAGGUGCUCAAUCGCUGGUUUGAAUCAGAGCCGCUGAAAGCCACAUUAGCUACCGACUCUGUGAUUGGUGCAAACACAAGCCCAAAUAAUCCUGGAAGUGGAUACGUCCUGCUGCACCAUGUCAUGGGUGAGCUGGAGAAAGAGAAAGGCGCCUGGGGUUACGUGGAGGGAGGAAUGGGUGGAGUGUCUCAAUCGAUUGCCCGCUCCGCCCGGUCUCUCGGAGCAGAUAUUUUUACGAACAGGGACGUCAAACACGUCCUUAUUGGCCAGGAUGGUUCAGUCAAGGGCGUUGUGCUGACGGAUGGAACUGAAGUCCACAGUAAAGCAGUUCUGUCCAACGCCACUCCCUACAUCACCUUCAAACAGCUCACACCACAGGAUGCCCUUUCAGAGGCAUUCAUCACGGCUGUAGAUCAGAUCGACUACACUUCUCCUGUUACCAAGAUAAAUGUGGCUGUAGACAAGCUGCCAAAUUUCUUGGCUGCUCCGAAUAGUGUGAACGGAAAACCAGGUCCCCAUCAUCAGUGUUCAAUCCACCUGAACUGUGAGAGUGUGGAGGUGCUGGAGGAGGCCUACAGGGAGGGCCAGCAGGGACGCCCGUCCUCCAGGCCUAUGAUAGAAAUGACCAUUCCCUCAGCGCUGGAUCCGACUCUAGCGCCCCCUGGCUGUCACGUAGUGUCUCUCUUCAUCCAGUUUACGCCAUAUUUGCUGGACGGUCGCCGCGCUUGGACUGACGAGGACAGGGAGAGAUUUGCUGACACAACGUUCGACUGGGUUGAGCGUUACGCACCUGGAUUUAAAAAGUCUAUAGUUGGCAAAGACAUUUUAACCCCCGCUGAUCUGGAAAGGGUCUUUGGUCUCACCGGAGGGAAUAUAUUUCAUGGCUCAAUGUCUUUGGAUCAGCUUUACCUGGCGAGACCUUUGCCCUCGGUAGCAGACUACCGCUCACCGAUCAAAGGACUGUACUUAUGCGGCAGUGGCAGCCAUCCAGGUGGAGGUGUUAUGGGCGCAGCUGGCUGGAAUUCAGCUCUCAAAGUUCUUGCAGAUUUCAAGCGACUGUGAUCCCGGCCUUAAACGUGGAACACCACUUUCCGAUGAGGUGUCUGAAUGAAAAGACAAAUAAGUGUGCUUAUUCUGUGUUUUUAACACUCCCGGGUUGUUCUCGUUCUAGAAUGUUUCAAUGUAUUUUUCACGUUGCAUUUAAAAAUAGUUAUAAUACCUUAGUCGGGGUAGCACUAUAUUUGCUUUUUCACAGGAAUGAAAAAAUAUCGCUAAUUAGCUGUUGUUUAACAGCAUAGCGAUUUUUGAACAGAAACUUCAAAAACUAAUUUGAAAACUUGCUAGCUGGAACGUACAGUGCGUGCAAUUGUAAAGACUGUAAAUCAAUCCCUCUUAGCCUCAUUUUUAAUGUGUCAAAUUCAAUAUGGUGUUUAACCUUUGCAGGUUUUGUAUAACUUGUGAUGGACCAUGUGACUAGAAACCACACUGAAUGCUCUCUCAAAAAUAGUUUUGAGAAUAAAUAACUGAUUAAUGCAACCAGUGUUUGAUGCAACCUGUGUUGUUAAAAGUGCUAUAUAAAUAAAAUUGAUUGAUUGAUUGAUUGA